AUGCUGAGGAACACGCCGAGCUUCUCAGAAAAGCUGAAAACUGACCAUGUAGGAGCCAGGAAAUCUACCAGAAUAGGAAUUCUAACCGAAAAGAAGAAGGGACAGACGAAAAACCUGUUCCAUUUCCCCAUUGGCUUCCAGAUAAGCACCACGGCGGUCAAUGAAAGGGUUUCAGUCAAUCGGGAUUAUGGCCAUAUGAAUACCAAGGGUUCGGCGACUCCAUAUCCGCAGAAGACGGAAAUUAUGGAUGAAAUGGUCUUGGCGGCCAAACUGGAGUCGGAUAGUCUGAGCCUGUCGAAGAGGAGCAGCACCUCCUCUGUGGCCUCCAAAGAUCUGAAGUUCCCACAAUUGAAAAGUGUUAGCCUACUUCCUCCCACGCUGACCUUUCAGAUGCGACGCAAACUCUUCGACGAGGGCGAGUUCACCGUCUGCAAGGGUCGCAAGAUGAGCGACGUCUUCCAUCCGAUGGACGAAGAUCUGGACGACAUUACCCAACCGGGCCGCAGGAUGGAGUCCAGAAAUAUAACCUGCAGCAACUACAAGCAGCUAAAGGACUACUGCGAAGUGAACAACAUUCGAUUUUCCCAGGGACUCAGCGCUUAG
Molecule: messenger RNA, 603 nt
Organism: Drosophila takahashii
Lineage: Eukaryota; Metazoa; Arthropoda; Insecta; Diptera; Drosophilidae
Gene: I-t
Product: inhibitor-t
Source: RefSeq, a predicted model, not a curated record